Dendrobium catenatum is the source of this 1371-nucleotide messenger RNA. Its product is annotated as U-box domain-containing protein 20-like. The transcript has 2 exons. NCBI's taxonomy places the organism in Eukaryota, Viridiplantae, Streptophyta, Magnoliopsida, Asparagales, Orchidaceae. Gene Ontology annotation, molecular function: ubiquitin protein ligase activity. The record is from RefSeq and is a predicted model, not a curated record. Bases 78 to 1088 code for a protein of 336 amino acids.
CCCUAUGAUAUAAGGAAGCUUAGAACUCCUGUCUGGCACUCAGUGGGAUAAUUCAGGUCCGCCGCCGAGCUCCAUCAAUGCAUACGGCCAUCGACAACUUCCCCGGCGAUAGCCGGAGAACCUAUGCAGUUGAAUCCACAUCCCGCCGCCACAAUCAUCUGAACUCUGCAGAUGCCGCUUCUUUCCUCUCUCAGUUCGCCUCAGCUAGUCGGAGUGGCGACUGCGCUCGAUGCCUGGAAUCAACGUCGAGACUCAGCGCCAUUUUAAUGGAUAAUCGGAACCGUUCUCGCCUAGCCGGCGCCGGCGCCGCCUGCGUUCUCGCUACGGCCUUCCGCUCAUUUGCAGGCGGCGGCAGCAGCACCGAACCCGUCCUCAAGGCGAUACUAGCAGAGCUGGUCCUCUUUUUCCCCAUUUAUGACGAGGAGGUAUUUCUCGACAUCGGAUCUCCGGAGUCACUGGAUUCUAUUGUUUCGAUCCUCAAAUAUGGCGAUUCAUUGGGGAAGCAAAACGCCCUGCUCCUGUUGAAGGAGAUCGUAUGCUUUGAUAGUGAACUUGCGAGGGCGGCCGCGAGGAUUGACGGUCUAAUUGAAGCAUUGAUGAGCGUGAUUAGGGCUCCGAAUUCUCCUAGGGAUAGUAAGACUUCUCUUUUGGCGACUUUCCAUCUCGUUGUCUCGGCUGAUGAGUGGGUAGCGAAUAAUUUUGUGAAGAUGCGGUUGGUCGAUUUGAUCAUUGAGUUUAUUGUGGACUCCAAAUCGGAAAGGAAAAUGACCGAGGCGGCGCUUGCGGCCUUUGAUCGACUUUGUGGCUGUGCUGAGGGGAGGGAAAAGGCAUACGAGAACGCGCUGACAGUGCCGGUGCUGGUAGUGAGGAUGUUUGGGAUUUCAGAUCUGGCGACGGAGUUCGCCGUGUCUUCGUUGUGGAAGCUCUGCAAAAACUGGAAGGGAGGCGAGGAGAACGGGGAAAUGGUGGAGUGCAGUCAGGGAGCCAGGGAGAGCGCAACGAAGCUGCUGAAGUUUCUGAAAAUUUAUGGAACGGGGUUGGAAUGCAUUGAUACCAUGGAUUUCAGAGGGCUGAGGAGACCUUUCUGAUUAAUAUAACGAACUAUAAUAUAUAUCAGUAAAGGAUUGUUCUUGCAGCCAGAUUAUAUGGAGCUUGAGGUAUACGCACAAUAAUUGCAGCAUUCUUUCUUUGAUAAUUUAUAUAUAGUCUUAGUUGUGAACCCGUAGGCUUUAUUCCAAAAUUAUUUACGAUUUGUUUCUCUACCUGAAAGUUGCUAUUUGUUUCUCUCAGGUUCCAUUUCCUUGUUGUACAUAGUAGUUUUAACUUAAAAUUUAUAAUGAAUGAUAGUUUAUGUAAUCCUAUUUAUGCAAA